GACAAAUUUAACAAUUUCAUUACGAGGGACAGGGGCCUCUCAUCAAAAUAAUAAAAACAAAUAAAAAGGUGGGGCUGGGGUGAGUUAACUCGAUCGGAUGUCAAGUUGACUCAAAAUUUUGCAAGAAAGAAGGCGGCUAAAAUCCAACUGCUCUCCUCGUUUCUUCUCUUAUUAUUCAUUUCAUCUGUCUUUUUGAAUCUUUUUCCCUUUUGGGUUUUCAAUAUUUCCAUCAAAAUUGUUUCUUUCGAAAAGAGAUAUGAAAAAAGAAAGAAUAGUGCAGCAGAUACCACCAGCUGAAGAAGAAGAAGCUGAAAUUCCGAUUCUUCCCGAAGAAAUCAUAGCGGAAAUCCUUUCAAGAUUACCCAUAAAAUCUCUUUUCCAGUUCAGGUGUGUUUCCAAACUUUGGCUUUCUCUUAUAUCAGAUCCCCUGUUAGCCAAAGCCCACCUCAAACAAACCAUUAAAAAUGAUUACUUUUAUUCUCAGAGAAAAAGAGUAAUCAUUUCCUCGCAUAAUUUAUACUCUCUUGAAUAUGAAUCAAUUGGUAAAGAUGGUAGCUUUAGUGAAAAUUUGGUAGCUUCAGAGCUUGAUUAUCCUUUGAAAGACCAGCCAAAUGGAUUGACUGAGCUGUUAGAUUCUACUAAAGAUGGUUAUUUGUAUUGUGAAAGAAGUGAAGAUGAUGAAUUUCCUGUAAUGGUGAAGCUAAAUUUGCCAUGUUGUGUGAAUCCAAGGAAUUGGGUUGAUAUAUUGGGUUCUUGUAAUGGGUUGGUUUGUAUUGCCCCAGAUGAAGAUACCCUUUUUUUGUUUAAUCCUUCCACUAGAGAAUCGAAGAGAAUCCCAGACCUGCCUGCCGGUUUUGCUCCUAAUGGUUUAAGUGUUUAUGGCUUUGGUUUUGAUUUUGUUAAUGAUGAUUAUAAGGUGGUGAAACUAGGGUGUGGACCUGUGUGUGUUUAUUCAUUAAGAACUGAUUCAUGGAGGAAGGUUGGGAGUUUCCCAUUUGAUGAUAAUGUGUAUGAAUCUGGAGUGCUUAUGAAUGGGGCUAUUCACUGGAUGGCCAGUCGUGGAGAUGGGGCGGAUUAUGAGUGUGUGGUUGCUGCUUUUAGUUUAGAAGAAGAGGUAUUUUCGGAUAUGCCAGCUCCUGACUUUGUUGAUACUAGCUUUGAAUUUGUGGUGGGGGUUCUUAAUGGAUGCCUCUGUAUGCUUCAUAGCCGCAAUCAGCUGCAUGAUGACUUUUGGGUGAUGACCAAGUAUGGUGUGGGUGAAUCAUGGACUAAAUUGACCCUCAGUAUCGCAUACAUAUGCAUGAAGCCAUUGUGUUUGGCACAGAAUGGAGAAGCGCUGCUGGAGGUUGAUGGAAAACUGUUGUUGUACAACUUGGGAGAUGACAGUUAUAGGUACUUAGUAGUUCAUGGCAUUCCUGAGGGGGACGGUUUUGAAGCAGAUACGUACUUGGAAAGCCUUGUGUCACCCAAUGGCUACUGUAGGAGUGGAAUACAGGUGAUACACUAAAGAUGAUAAGCUUGUUGAAUCUUUUCCUAUUAUGUUCUGUACUUUUAAAUUCAUGCAACUUAUUGUACUUUUACUUAUUUGUGAGCUCUGUUCCAUAGAAUACAUAUUUCAUCUUCUUGUCCUUAAUGUGUCCCUGUUGCUACACAUGUUGUGGAAAUGCUGAGUUCAUAUGGUUGACACAUGAUGCAGAAAAUGAUAAUAAAAUACAAAUUGUACUGUUCAAUUUCGUUUUUAUUUUGUUUGGACAGGAAGUUUAAGGAUUUGAAUGCUAGACCUUCCCGGUUUGGUAUCCGUCAUUAAGAUAUAAUUAUAAUUUAGCCUUACAGUCUCCUUUUCAUUAUGAUUUUAUGCAAGUCAUUUUAGCUGAUACUCUCUUCUAUUAAUCCUUUGGUUGGAACCUGUUUCCGCCUUUGACAGACUUAUGGAGAGAAGGAUAAAUACUGGCUGCUUUCAACCUCUGUGUUUUUCUGUAGGCAAAGUUUUACUUAUCUAAAAAAUUCAGUGACUAGUGCAUCACUUAGGUUUUUAAGAGAACCUCAUUACUAAUUGCAGCUUUUCCUCAAUAUUUCUUAAAGUUACUACAUGCCUGAGUUGUAGGCAUUUACAGUAGAUCAUGGCUUCUUCACCAUAGCCAACUUAUGAGUUUGCAAAGCAUGGAUUUGCACGUAUUCCGAGCUUAGCAAUAAAAAUCUAGUUAAGCAAAUUUCUGGUUAAUAAAGUUACAUUUACCUAACAGAAAGGACAAAGAAACAAAAGAACCAACUCAGAUAGUGCUAAAAGAGUAACAUAUAUUCUUCCUCUUCCUACCACUUAACUAUGUCGCCACAGUGCAUCUCAUCAGACAGAAAAGCUACAAUAAAAAUUAGGUCAAAGCAGAUUCUCCGUGUAAGCAAUAGCUUCACAUGGCCAUUGCCGGUUCUUAUAAACCUGAAAUCUUUUGAGGUCGUCUUAUUCGCAUCAUUCCUCAUCAGUUUCUUGAAACAUUCCUUUAUAUGUAGAACAGAUGUUUCCAAAAUGUACAGGGACCCAAGGUAAUAAAGAUAAUUUAUCCUAAACAAUUUACUGAAUUUAGUCCAAGACUCCAUAUACCCACAAUUCAAAAGCAGGCAAAAUAGUGUUAGAAUAAUUAAUGCAAAGUUUAUCUUCAAGAACCCCCAAGCUAAUAGUGGUGGUAGCAGAGCAUGGGGUAUUGGCAGACUAUUGAAUAUCUUCUGUUUAAAUCAAAAGUAGUGAUUUCAUGAGAUUCUGGACUAAAUAGCAUAUCACUCCGAUCAAAUGGCCAAUGGAAAGCUCCAUUGAUAAAAGCACAAGACCCUUUAGUGUAAAAAAUAUCAAGCCUUUCAGGAAGCUUUUCAAUUAUUCUCCAUGAGUUUUUUCUCAGUGAAAAAAAUUUCAGCUCGUCGGUGAAAGUCGAAAAAAUAAUUUGUAAUCGUUAGAGGAUGAGUCGUACCCAAAACCAACAAAACGUCAAUAGGUAUCGGCCUGAAAGACAAGGUUCUGGCAGCUCCUUUUAGUCUGCAGUUGAUGGAUUCCAAAUAGAGAAACGUUUGUCAUUCAGGGCUACAGCUGCCAAACCAUUGCGUGAAUCAAGAAUUUUGAGAUAUUGAUGACGCCCUUUUGGUGGAAAAUCGAGACGUACCAAUGUCAAUUCAACGCCCAAAGAUGUGUCAGACACGUUAAAGAACUUGAGGC
Durio zibethinus is the source of this 3199-nucleotide messenger RNA. The record is from RefSeq and is a predicted model, not a curated record. Lineage: Eukaryota; Viridiplantae; Streptophyta; Magnoliopsida; Malvales; Malvaceae.